AUGGGUAAAACAUCCAUCCGUCUGGCUCGUUUCCUCCAUAAUGCCAAUAUUCCAUUUCUGCUGGCCUCGCGGCGCGGUUCUGCAGCGGCACCACCAGGCAUGCCAGCGGUGACCUUCAACUGGUUGGACAAAUCUACCUGGGAGCGACCAUUUCGGUGUCAGUUUGUGGAAAGCGUAAGUAUGUUGGCGAUCUAUCUCAUGGAGCCGUUGGAGCCGGAGCCAUGGAAGCCCCUGAUUGAGUUCAUCGAGUGCGCGCGGGAACCACACAGUU
Aspergillus udagawae is the source of this 271-nucleotide messenger RNA. RefSeq lists its product as uncharacterized. The annotation marks the transcript as partial. NCBI's taxonomy places the organism in Eukaryota, Fungi, Ascomycota, Eurotiomycetes, Eurotiales, Aspergillaceae. The record is from RefSeq and is a predicted model, not a curated record. The transcript has a single exon.